GUUUUGACCUAGAAAACUGAGUAAAGUAUUUUAAAACUUCUUCAUACGAUAAUAUACGGAACAAGAGACUAUCAUUAACGUCGAAGACAUAUGCAUCUGAUAGUUGAUUAUACUAUCUUUUCAUAAUGUUGAAGCUUUUGAUCAGGGAAACCGUUUUAGGUUAUGUCUUCUGGUCCAUAUUCCAAGGCCUUGGACCAAUGAUUUGGUUUUAUCCAUUGAAUGAAUUAGAAAUCUCAGGAUAUGAAGCAUUUGCUGUUCUUCUACUCAGCCCAGUUCUUCUAGGGCUUGGAAUCAUUUACAGACUGCUGGAUAAUAGGAUUGGACUAGGAAUCCUGCGCCUGGGGGUGGUUGUUGGGCUAGGAUCAUUCCAGGCUCCAGAUACACUGACUCGACUGAUUAUACUUGCUAUUGGCAAUGCGUGUAAUAUGCUUGUUUUUACCCUAACACUCUAUAGCAAGAACAAGUUACAAAGAUCAUUCACAUUUUGGGGAAUUAUUCUUGGUCUCUUCCUCUUCCUGACAGGCAGGAUAUGGCUAGUUUCUUUCGUUCCUACUUGGUGGAGCUACCAGUCAAACUCAAUAGUGGUUGCCAUAGCAACUUUAUGUACGAUUGAUAAAAUUAUCUCAGGAGAAGAUGGUGGCGAAGCCAGUGAAGACAAAAACUCGCUGAAACCAUAUUGGCUGUUUACUGCAGGAGGGUUUGGUAGUCUUUUAUAUCUGACACACUGGGUGUUUGGCGAUGUGUCCCUUGUCACUAGGUGGAGUGUCUCAGGGUUUCCAGACACUGGACCCAGUCCUAACCCAUGGGGAGGUGUAAUUCUUGUGUGCCUGGCAGUGGGUGCCUUGUUAUCCCAGUAUACAUCACUGGCCCGCAGUAAACUCUGGUGGCUUCUGGGAUGUGCCUCUUUUGGUGUGCUUUACUAUCAGCAAACUUGGACAGCAUUUGCAGGUGGCGCUGUACUGGCCAUCUACACAAUGUCGAUCUGGCCAGAAAUGAUUGACAGAUUGACGUCAGCUCCACCUGCCCGCACAGUCACAUUCGCUGCCAUUGUUUGGUUGAUUGAAAUAUUUUUCUACGUUUGGACUGUUGCCUACAAUUUUGUACCUGGGGGUGUGUACACAAGAGAGCACACUGAUUGGCUGAUUGCAUUUGUGAUGUUCAAUAUUGGACUUGCCUUAUUUACAAGUUCACGUCCAGAAGGUGAGGCCUCUAAUACUGGGACGAUAAGACUUGGGAAUCAAACCAUGCCCAAUACCACAGCAAAGUGUCUGCUUGUCCUUCUAGUUCUUGGAGGUCUUGGUGGCUUUGUGUACAGAUAUGACCCUCAGAGAGGCAAUAAUCCACCCAAGGAAUCCCCCAAGCAGUUUAGUGCAGCUAUAUGGACCUAUCACUUUGGUUAUGACAAUGUGGGAUGGCCCAGCUUAGAGAGGGGAGCCAAAUUGCUCAAUGACACAGGUGCAGAUUUUAUAACUCUACUCGAAAGUGAUGCAUCCAAGCCUUUCCUAGGCAAUAAUGACCUGGGCAUGUGGUUAGCAGAGAGGCUCAAUAUGCAUGUUGACUUUGGGCCUUCCACCAGGGACCACACUUGGGGCAAUUUGAUACUCUCCAAGUAUCCCAUAGUAAAGUCAACACAUCAUCUAUUGCCGUCCCCACAUGGUGAGCUUGCUCCCGCUGUCACGGUAACCAUAGACUACAGUGGCAGCCAUGUUGAUUUUGUGGUGACCCAUAUGGGGAAUGACCGAGAUGUCCUCGACAGGGAACUACAGGCCAAGUUCCUCUCCAAUGAAUGCAAGAAGAGUAAAAAUCCAGUUGUGUUCCUUGGCUAUGUGACAUCAUCACCUGGUAGUCGUGACUACCGCAAGUUGAUCAAUGGCGGAAAUAUGAAGGAUAUUGAUGAUAGUGAUAAUGACAGAUGGUGCGAGUACAUCAUGUAUAGAGGACUAACCAGACUUGGUUAUGCUAGAAUCUCACAUGGAGGUCUAAGUGAUACAGAGGUCCAAAUAGCAAAGUUCCAAAUCCCAGAAGAUCCAAAGAAAUAUAAAGACAAUUCAAGACUCACAACAGAUGAAAGCAAAGUGCCAAAGAAAGUGCAUUUUAAUAAAAAAUUUGGUCCUUUAAGGCAUGGCCACAAUUGGUUACAAGAACAUCUAUUCCACAUGGGCACCCCCAAGUACUUUAUUCCAUAAAACAAUUUUUGUGUUAAUAAUAUACGAGCUUAUGUGGAUAUUCACGUUUAUUUUGACAAGUGUAAAACUGAAUCAAUGGACAAUUUCCCUUGAAUGAGAAGUGAUAUGAGUCUAAGACAAUUGACCGAGAAAGCACAAGAAGGCCAAGUGAUUCACCAUGGCAAAAAAACACAAGAACUAAUUCUGAACAAUUCAAGAAUAGUUCAUGAACAGAUUCUUGAAAUGGUGAUCAAAGUUGGGGAAACAAAGAAAUGUGGCAGCUAGAAAUUCACCAAAUUAAUUCAAGUUAUUGUAUCUUAAAGUUAUAGGAGUAAAAAAGGAUCGUGCUUAUAUGCAAUUGUAUCAUUACAUUCCAGUUCAUGAAAAUCUAUGUACAGCGGUGACUAAACAUACAUCAUAUACUUGUAUCAAUUUCCUAAAAGUUUUUGUACAUUCAAGUUUUAUUCAUGAGAUUAAAAUUUAAACUGACCAGUAUUAAUCAUAAAAUAGUGAAACUUUAAAGCACAAAAAUUAAAUGACCGUUGCCCUUAGAAUAACAUACAUUAAAAAAACAAUUAGGAGUGAUUUUGAGAAGAUGUUUAUGGUUGUUUGAUCAAUCUGCAU
Molecule: messenger RNA, 2789 nt
Organism: Owenia fusiformis
Lineage: Eukaryota; Metazoa; Annelida; Polychaeta; Sabellida; Oweniidae
Source: the annotation of a GenBank genome assembly